AGUAGGGGACGGAGUCUGAGUCUGUCACUUCAGUGUAGGGAAAUGUGAUCGACCGUUGCUGCUGCCGUUGCUGCUGCCGCUGCUACUACUACUACUACUACUACUACUACUACUACUACUACUACUAAUACUACUACUACGACCACUACUACUACUACUACUGCUACUACUACUACUACUACUACUACUGCUGCUGCUGCUGCUACUACUACUACUACUACUACUACUACUACUACUACUACUACUGUGACGACAACAGAUAUGAGCCAUAGUAGUUACACCAAUGACAACAUUUACAACACCUACAAUAACAAUAACAACGUCACUAAUAUUUACAAUAACGUCGCCAACAAUAACAGCAACUGCAACAACAACAACGCCACCACCAACAACACCACCACCACCAACAACAACAACAACAGCAAUAACGACCGUAAAAUUUUACCCGUGGGCCACCCUGUGACAUUCUCCAAUUCAUCUGUGUGUUGCACCCGUAAGAUAUGACUAAAGAACUUUGGUGUUUCUUAUUUAUCGCAUUUCGCUGUAAUGCUACAUUUGCUUUCCCGGGACUAUGUACAGAUCUUCACCCAGUUAACUUGCUUGCUUUAGCCAUUGAUGCCAGCAAGAAUAUCAGCUCAGGAAUCCGACGUAUAUUUGAUGUAGAAAGCCAAGUCGGGGCUUUUGUAAUGACCCAUAUAGAAAACCCACCAAGUUUUAGUGCAAAUCAAAUUUUUACCAAAUGUCCAUAUUUUCCCGAAGAAUUCUCUUUCUUCUUUACCUUCAAGUAUGAACCCGAUGGCAACAUAAGAAUCGGUAGUAACGGUGGUGGCAGUGCUAGUUGGGACAUUCAUGAUAAAGACGACAAACGAGUUCAAUGUAUCUUUUCUCUAAGAAAUAACAAAACUGGUGCUAAUUUAAUCUCUUUGGAAAUUGCUAAUCAUUUUGUAAUGUUCACCUAUAACCGGACAAGAAAGAAAUUUUUUGAUGUUAAAUUGAUGCGUUCUCAAUGGCAUAGUGCUGGAGUAAGUGUAAGCCAAAACAAUACCCAUUUGGUACUUGAUUGCAUCGACCAACAGAAACGACGCAUCAAAAGAACUUUCCCAGCUUUGAUGAAAAUUACGGAUGCUGUAUUCCAUCUGGGCGAAUGUUCAAAGAAAACUACACCUUUUCAGGGUCUUCUGAAAGAACUACUAUUUUUGCCUGGAACAGAUGCCAGUAGUUUAGCUUGUCCACAGAAUCGAAUAACCGCUGGCAGUGACAAUACAUUGGUUUCUUCAGGGAUAUGGAAUAAACCUCAAAGGUUGGAAGACGGAAGCUGUACGUGGAAAGAUAUGGGUAACGUGGCGUAUGACUUACAGAAAAACCUUCUUAAGGUCUGUGUUAAUGGAAUAUGGAAGGAUACACCUAAGACUCGCAGUUGUCGGUUGGAUUACUUCGAAUGGUACCAAGACAUAAAGGUCGACGGUGGAGCUGUUGAUGUUGAGGUGUUUACAAUUCCUGGGGAAGGACUGUUUGCUGCUUUUGCUAGUAAUUCACAGAGCAACAACAAACAGAACAAGCACAAUAGAAGCCAGAAACCCAAAUUAGUUGCAGAUCAUAGUGGCUCUUCGGCGGUGUAUAAAUGGUCAAACGAUAAGCUGAUACUCUAUCAGAAACUACCGACAGAUGCUGCGCAUUCUUUCAAAAGCUUUAAGAUGGACAAUCAGUUUUUCUUGGCUGUUGCCAAUUAUGGCGCCUCUAUGAAUGGUUCAGCAACAAGUUCUACAAUAUUUCGCUGGAGUGCCAAACGGAAAAAAUUCAGAAUAUUCCAAAUACUUCGGACUUGGACCGCUACUGAUAUUGAAUAUUUCAAUAUUCGAGGAAAGAAAUUUAUAGCUGUAGCGAAUUACGCCAAAGGAAACAGUCUUCACACGACAUCUGUCAUUUACCGCUGGAACCGGAAACUGAGAAAAUUCGAGAAAUAUCAGCUCUUGAAAACAAUAGGCGCUCGUGACAUAACAGCUUUCAGUGUCCAAGACUAUCAGUUCUUGAUUAUAUCUCAUGCUUUUGAUGGGCGCAGUACUUUGUUGCAUUCAGUAGUAUACAUUUGGCACAAUGACAAGUUUGUCAAAUUCAACAGUAUGGAGACAAUGGGUGCUGUGGAUUGGGAGUAUUUCACUAUCAACGAUGAUCAUUAUUUGGUUGUGGCAAACAGUUACAAUUUUGGGCCGCAAAACUUUAAAAAAAUCAACACUUACAAUACAAAAUCAACAGUGUACAAAUUGAAUAUUCAAAAGAAAGCCUUUGAGAAAUUCCAGAGUAUCCCAACCUAUAGCGCAAUCGAUUGGGAGUUCUUCAGUAUUGGCGACCAGAAAUACCUUGUUGUGACAAAUGCACAAAAUUCUAAUGACCCCCAUGAGCAUUACAGCGUGAUUUACCGUUGGCAGGGAGUUGAUCAGUUUGUACCGAUUCAUCGAAUGAAAGUAUUGCCAUCUGCUGACAUUGAAGUAUUUCAUAUCAAACAGGACAUAUUUUUACUUUACGCAAAUCCAAAGUCUAACAUAUCACAGAUUCUUCGAGCAAAAUUUGUAUAAAAUAUUCUUAUAUAUUUUAGAAUGAAAUAUAUUCUUAGAUAUCUGUUAAUACUA
Messenger RNA from Octopus sinensis (East Asian common octopus), 2627 nucleotides. RefSeq names its product thrombospondin-type laminin G domain and EAR repeat-containing protein-like. Gene Ontology annotation, biological process: signal transduction. The transcript is spliced from 10 exons. NCBI's taxonomy places the organism in Eukaryota, Metazoa, Mollusca, Cephalopoda, Octopoda, Octopodidae. The coding region runs from base 501 to 2573 and encodes 690 amino acids. The record is from RefSeq and is a predicted model, not a curated record.